This is a messenger RNA of Lachancea thermotolerans CBS 6340, 405 nucleotides long. RefSeq names its product Ies6p (gene IES6). The transcript has a single exon. Gene Ontology annotation, cellular component: Ino80 complex. Gene Ontology annotation, biological process: chromatin remodeling. The record is from RefSeq and is a predicted model, not a curated record. The coding region runs from base 1 to 405 and encodes 134 amino acids. Lineage: Eukaryota; Fungi; Ascomycota; Saccharomycetes; Saccharomycetales; Saccharomycetaceae.
AUGCCUCCCUCCAACAGCCCCGGGCCUAUGGACCGCAUCGAGUUUCUCCGCGAGGUCGCCGCCAGCAACUCCACCGACGGGCUCCACCUCAAGCGAGCGUCCUGGAAAAAACCCCACCGCCGCCACAAGGCCACCCGCCAGCUGGUCACCGACGAGUGGAAGCGUCUGUCCAACACGCCGUCCGAGGCCAACCGGCUCACCUACUUCAACGUCGAGGCCCCACCCAGCAUCUACCCCGCCAAGAAGUACUGCGACAUCACGGGGCUCAAAGCUUCCUACCGCGCCCCGGGCAACGGCCUGCGCUUCUACAACAGCGAGGUCUACUCUCUGGUCAUCAAGCCAAUGGCGCCGGGCGUCGACCAGCAGUACCUCAGGCUGAGGGGCGACGACAUCGUGCUGAAGUGA